AUGACCUCCUUGCCCGUACCCGUGCAAGAUGUCGCCUCCCUGUCCAAGCGGUUCAAGGCGUGCUGCCGGCGAGCCAAGCUCUUUAACGCAGAUCAGAUCGUCCUCUCAAAGUUCGAAGAUCUCACGAACAAGCUUGGACUGAACCACGCCGAGGCAGGCCAAGUCUUCCGCGCCGCUGCUCGCACCGUGGCGCCCAGGCCCGCACCAGUCUUAGGCAUCCUCAUGGGUUCGCUGCCCGACGAAGUCGCCCCCUACGGAUCGGAGGACGCGGCAGAUGACACUGACGGCUCGAGCUCCGAGCCGUCUUCUCUUCAUAGUCCUGCAGCCGCAGCUGACACUCUGCUGUCAUCACUCAUUCACGAGAUCCAUGGCAACUUCGAUGGCCAGCCCGCUUCCUCAUCGGGCUCCUCCUCCCGUACAUCAGAACAGGGCUCGAACCGCUCACACACGAAGUCUCGAAGCAGCUCUCCGCCCGAGGUCGAUGUCCUCGGAUCUGGCGCAUCGGUACGCACCGCAGCGGCACAUACGGACAUCAUUGGUGGGAAGCGCAAGGCCUUCGACCAAGGCGACGCACUCGACAGCCGCGGGGCUCUCAACAACGGACCAGCCACAGGCGAGGCCUGUUCGGUUCACUGCGGUCAGAUCGAGGAGGCUCUCUAUGAUGGGCAGCCCCGCCGCAUCCUGACCACCGGCGACACGAGCCUUGAUGACCUGCUCAAUGGCGGAGUGUAUCGAGGCGCGUUGACAGAGAUCGUCGGCGAGAGCACAUCCGGCAAGACCCAGCUGGCCGUACAGCUGGCAGUUUGCGCGACGCUCGGUCUUUUGCCCACGGGUCGCGAGCUUGGUGCAAACGCUGUCCACGACUCUGCUGGCCCGAUGGCCUCGAACGACUCGGUAAAAGUCAGCGGUACGACGCCUCGCCUCGACGUCGGUGGCGCGACAGCAACGGCAGGCGGCUGCUGCGGAAUUGCCUACAUCACCUCGGGAGGGCACAGCGCUGCACAAGCCUUUGUCCGACGAGCCGUCGAAGUCGCAGACUCGGCGGUUCGCAAGCGACUCCGAAACGCUGCUGCGUCUGCUGAAAGUUGCCCCAAUCAACAGGACGAGGACGCCGCCGUAGAUCAAGCUAAGGGUCAGCUUUUGGCCAAUAUGCAUAUCGCCUGUGUCAACGACGUCGAGGCACUCGACCAUGCGCUCAAGUUCACGCUGCCAGGCCUUUUCGCGAGGACCCACCAGCCGGCCGCGACGCCGAGCGUCCGCUGCGCACAUACAAGCAGCGCUGGCCAGAGCGGGCAACAAGCCCCUAUUGGACUCGUCAUCGUCGACAGCCUCCCACCCCUGUUUCACGAAGAUUCUGCCACGCAAAGCAUGGACAAUCUCGUGCACAGGUCGAGGGCCCUCGUCGAGAUAUCAGACUCUCUGAAGCGACUUGCGGGAUCAAGUCCAGGGCCGUACGGCCAGCGCGCAGGAACCAUGGGCGCUGCAGUUGUCGUGCUCAACCAUGUGAGCGACGCUUUUGACGCAGAGAAAGAGAUCGCCAACCGCUUUGUCUUCUCCUCGUCGGAUCGCUUGCGGGCAGCGCGCAAAGGCAUCAAUACGCCCAACGAUGCAGCGCGCGAUGUUUGGGAGGCCGACGCGAUGCUUGCGCCUAUGGCACUGCCGUACGCCGAGCAGGGGGCCUUUUUCACCGGCCUGCUGGCCUCGGUUCCGCCGACUCUGGCCGAGACACUGAGCCUCGUCGAGCCUCUCCGAACGCCAUCCAGCUCAGGGAACCUCUCCUCGACGCAGCUUUACGCGCUACAGCCAAAGACAGCCCAGCUGGGUCACGUUUGGGCCAAUUCGAUCAACGUUCGGCUCAUGCUAUCAAAGACGAGGGGCCGAGUCUCGCCAGAUUCGGCGGGCCUCGAGUACGGCCUAUCCCGCGAUGCGACGAGUCCCCAACGUCCACAGCCUCACCUCCUCAACGUUCGUCGCGCCACGGUGGUUUUUUCCUCGUGCGGGCCAUCCAUGCUCGACGGACCAGGGAGCUCAUGGACCGGCGUCGGCCCCAAACGGACCCGGGUGUCGGAUCGGCGAAACGUUCGGUUCGUCAUCCGUCCAGAUGGCGUGGUUGCCCUGAAGCCAUACACGUCGUUGAUGGUGGAAGCGAGGCCGCCUGCGCGCGAAGCGUCCAACGCCCCCGACAUUACCCCGGGAACGGCGAGGAUAACCCCGUCGGCGACGCACGACGACGAUGCGCACUCCGAGACCCUUGACCUCGACAACGACCAGCUCGCCGCUUUCGAGGCGGAUCUCCAGAGCGCCUCGCUCUCAAUCGACUGA
Messenger RNA from Pseudozyma flocculosa PF-1, 2322 nucleotides. RefSeq lists its product as uncharacterized. The record is from RefSeq and is a predicted model, not a curated record. The coding region runs from base 1 to 2322 and encodes 773 amino acids. Gene Ontology annotation, molecular function: DNA strand exchange activity; single-stranded DNA binding; ATP-dependent DNA damage sensor activity. Lineage: Eukaryota; Fungi; Basidiomycota; Ustilaginomycetes; Ustilaginales; Ustilaginaceae. The transcript is spliced from 3 exons. Gene Ontology annotation, biological process: mitotic recombination; DNA strand invasion; DNA repair.